Messenger RNA from Myotis myotis, 1841 nucleotides. It is a transcript of the gene TRAPPC6A, whose product is annotated as trafficking protein particle complex 6A. Gene Ontology annotation, cellular component: trans-Golgi network; cis-Golgi network; TRAPP complex. Bases 964 to 1449 code for a protein of 161 amino acids. Gene Ontology annotation, biological process: regulation of GTPase activity; endoplasmic reticulum to Golgi vesicle-mediated transport. The transcript has 6 exons. The record is from RefSeq and is a predicted model, not a curated record. NCBI's taxonomy places the organism in Eukaryota, Metazoa, Chordata, Mammalia, Chiroptera, Vespertilionidae.
CCGAGCUAGGGAGGAGAGGAGCGGAGGGACGGCGUGAGAGGCGGGCGCGCGGCGGCGGUUAAAAGGUGCACUUUCUGGAUUCCCAGCCCCUCCACCAUGCUAGCGAUUUGGGGCCACCACGUCCCAGGCUGGGCCUCAUUUUCCUCUUCUGUGCAAGGGACUCAUCAUCCCUGCCAGCGAUGUCGGGGCUACUGGGCCCCAACCUCCUCAAUGUACUGACAGGGAAACUGAGGACCAGCUCGAUCAAGACUCUGAGGCCGCAGCUCUCAGUCCCAAACUGGGCUCUUUCCGGUUCUGCCUCCGAGCAGAGGCCACAACCGGAAGCCCUCGGGCUCCAGGAACUGCUCAGGGACCUGGGCCGGGGUCACAGGAGUGACAGCCAGCCAGCUGCGCUCGGAAAGGUGCACUCACUAGCGGGGCGGAGGGCUGCGCUGUCACUGAACACCUUACCCGGUGGAGGCAGCUCGGAGCCUGCGGGGUGCGCUACCCAGCGGAAGUGCGGCGCCGUACGCAGGGAGGCGUGGCAGCCCUAACCAAUAGGACAUCAGGUUGGGCGGGCGUUGACCAAUCACGUAGGCCGGCCAGGCAGCAAGCCACCCUGAGGCCCUACGUUGUGGGCGGGUGUAAAGAAGUACGACCAAUAGAGAAGCACUCUAGCUGCGCUUCCGGGUUGUGCUGCGAGGCGAGUGGACAAAUAGGGUUUUUUUUUUAAAAAAACGAGUUCUGUCACGUGUCAUCAGUGAUUCUGCCAAUGGCUUUGCUGGAGGACCCAGAAACGGAGAAGGCGGUGUCCCAAGUUCACGCGCGCACCGCGUGUGAGGAGGGGGAAGGCGGAGCUACCCGGGAGCACCCUGGGAGCGUGAGUGGGCGGGCUCGCGCCCCGCAGCAGGAGGCGGAGCUAGCUCAGCCGGGCCAAUGAGAGCACGAAGCGCUGGGCGGUAGGUAAGCGCGCGAGGCGGACGAAUGGUGGACGCGGUUCUGUUCGAGUUUCUACACACGGAGAUGGUGGCGGAGCUCUGGGCGCACGACUCCGACCUCGACCCCGGCCCCGGGGGACAGAAGACGAGCCUGCUGGUCCUGGAGGGGAUGGGCUUCCGCGUGGGCCAAGCCCUGGGUGAGAGGCUGCCCCGGGAGAUGCUGGCCUUCAGGGAGGAGCUGGACGUCCUCAAGUUCCUGUGCAAAGACCUGUGGGGGGCCGUGUUCCAAAAGCAGAUGGACAGCCUCCGCACCAAUCACCAGGGCACCUACGUCCUACAGGACAGCAGCUUCCCCCUGCUCGUCCGGAUGGGCUCAGGCCUGCAGUAUCUGGAGGAAGCACCCAAGUUCCUGGCCUUCACCUGCGGCCUCCUGCGCGGCACCCUCAGCACCCUGGGCAUCAAGAGCCUGGUCACCGCCUCCGUGGCAGCCCUGCCAGCCUGUAAGUUCCAGGUGGUGAUCCAGAGAUCCUGAGCCCCGGCCCGUCCCCACUGAGUCCCACAGCCGCCCCGUCCCCACUGAGUCCCACAGCCGCCCCGGCCCCACUGAGUCCCACAGCCGCCCCGGCCCCACUGAGUCCCACAGCCGCCCCGGCCCCACUGAGUCCCACAGCCGCCCCGGCCCCGGGACCCCGGGCCGCUGCUGGGGAAUCUCGGACUCGGGGGGGUGAUGAGCACGGCAGGGGAUCCAGCCAUUUCAGGGCAUCACACGUGCUCAAGAAGUGGAUGUCCUAGGAGGUGGGGGCAUCCCGGGGCAGGGUGGUCCCAGCCGCCAUGGGGCCUGGUGUGGCGAGAUCCCAUUGGACACAUCACUCACUCUGCAGAUGCUCAAUAAAGGUUCCAGGUGUGGAGACAAGUUCAAGUGGA